Messenger RNA from Hordeum vulgare subsp. vulgare (domesticated barley), 747 nucleotides. RefSeq lists its product as uncharacterized. Bases 82 to 609 code for a protein of 175 amino acids. The record is from RefSeq and is a predicted model, not a curated record. The transcript is spliced from 2 exons. Lineage: Eukaryota; Viridiplantae; Streptophyta; Magnoliopsida; Poales; Poaceae.
GGUGUAGCCUUGACACUGUAGCAUCACCAGUCCACUGCGCACCGACAGCCAAACCAGCACCGGGAUCCGAGUCAGACGUCAAUGGCCGACGACGAGGUGGCGGAGGAGUCGCUGACCGCUCCGCUGCUCGAGCCAGCCGCGAGCCCCCGCGACCCGUCGGUGGAGGUGAGCCUGUACCGGCGGGGCGCCGGCCCGGCCAAGGUCUUCCUGUCGGGCCUGACGGGCCCCCGCCGCGACCGCCUCGACGUGCACGGCAUCCAGGCAGAGCACGGGCUCCGCGCCCUCUUCGCCUUCAAGCCCGAGGUCUCCCGCCGCGGCCUCCGGAUCCGGCCCGACCCGGCGACCGGCCACUCCGCCGUGCUCUUCCGCGACGGCGCCGCCAUCGCCCUCGACGGCGAGCCCAAGGUGCAGGUGUCGUGGGCCAAGCCUGCGUCGAUGAUCGCCGCCGGCCUGCUGGUGCCGGCCGUGCUGGCGGCGGUGGCUUUCAACGGGGUGCCGGAGUCGCUACGGUCGUCGAGUGCAGUCAACGCCGUCUUCUCGCCGUGGAUCCUCGCCAGCGCGGUCAUCGUCUUCGUCCGUCUCAGGAUGCGGCCACAGGCCCCUCCAUGAACGGAGCCGAGCUACUGUAAUGUAAUGGCUCUCCUUUAUACCGUACUAUCCAGAGAAGCUCCUGUUGUCUCUUUUCUCUUCAGGAAUUAUGUGCAAUGGAGACAAAGUCACAGAAUAAAUGUAUGUAGUUUGUGUCAA